Messenger RNA from Caenorhabditis bovis, 570 nucleotides. The record is from the annotation of a GenBank genome assembly. NCBI's taxonomy places the organism in Eukaryota, Metazoa, Nematoda, Chromadorea, Rhabditida, Rhabditidae.
AUGAGGGCGAUUCUAUUGCUGCUGAGUGUUGCGCUGGUGAUCGCGGCGGCGGCGGCGGCGACGUCGUCGUCGAAACCCGUCGCCGGACCGUUUCUCACAAGCGACACGGCGCGCUGCUAUUCGUGCAUGUCGAAACUCUACGAGGCGGUCUGGCCGUCACUCUCCGACAUCUACAAGCGACCGAGGAACUUCACUGAUGAUUGUAAUGAUGAUCGAAUCGCCGAGGGACGCGUGCCGAUUGUCCAUUGUCCAACGAUAUGCGUCUCAUUGUUCGAGCAGCCGAACAUCGCCGGCGUCCGAAUCAAAGGCUUCAUUCGGGGAUGCAUGAGCGAUGUGCUCAUCAAUGGCUUCAAUCAGACGAUUGUCACUUGGUAUCGAUGGAUGCACCGCGAUUCGUGUCGGGCCUAUAGAAAACGCGAGCUUUUCAAACUCGCCGACGACACGAUGGACGACGCGACAAUCGACGUGUGCACGUGCUACGCCGACCACUGCAACGGCAAUCAUUCGCCGAGAUUCCCGCUGUCAACAGCACUGUUCACGCUUACCUGGUUCGUUCUACAGCACCUGUGA